Molecule: messenger RNA, 1263 nt
Organism: Centruroides sculpturatus (bark scorpion)
Lineage: Eukaryota; Metazoa; Arthropoda; Arachnida; Scorpiones; Buthidae
Exons: 2
Coding region: 964-1263 (99 amino acids)
Biological process (GO): regulation of transcription by RNA polymerase II
Cellular component (GO): nucleus; transcription regulator complex
Source: RefSeq, a predicted model, not a curated record
AAGCACAUAGGCUGAAUAUUUGAUUGGCUAAAAGUCAAACGAGUAUUCGUGGCAGAGGUCCGAAACUAUCAUUUUCCAAUCAGCAUAAUAAAGUUUGCUCCUAUUGAUUAAAGGUUGUGGAAAAGAUUAGAUAAAGGUCCAGACAUUCAAGUUUUUGACAGCAAUAAAGAUUUUUUAGUUUCCCAUCCUUUCUCCUCAUAUGAUUGUUUUAAAAGAAUACAGUUCAAUAAUUCUGUAAACCUAGAGAGGGUUACAAUUUCUACAAUCUUUGGGAAUCGCCGCGUUUAAUAGCCCAUUGUUUAUAAAGAAUUAAAAAUGGCGUCUUAAACCGAGAGUUUAAUAAAUCAGAAGUUUAGUCUGGAAUUUUGCAGUUCUAUCUCUUUACUCUAAUUGCUAAACGUAUUUAUCCUAAUACAAUGUUCUUUAAACAAGAAAAAAUAACGAUGACUGUAGUAAAAAAAUUAGGGGCUGUCCAUAAACGACGUCAACACUAGAAGGGGGUUAUGACAAAUCGAAAAAAGGGCGGAGGGUUGAGUUCAAUGGACGUCCGUUUUAUUACAUUAAACUUUAUGCAUUUUAUUAAAUUUCUUUUAAAAUUUCUCGUAUUUUUCGUUUCUACUUAUGUAUCCAUCGUUCAUAAAACGAUAAAGGUUUUAAGAGGAGAGUUGAGUUUUGUUGGACGUCGAAGAGGAGAGGAUUACGGAAACUGGAACAAGGGGAGAGGGAGAGUAAAUAUUUCAAGAAAAAUGCGUAAUUUAUGGACAGCUUUUUAUAGGCAACGAUAACAGACUCUAAUGACGAUUUUCGCCUCUUCUGCGUUUAAGAUGGCCGCAGUUGUCAUGGAAACAGUCCCAGGAAGCAUCACUUCGCGACGGAUCGCCAUCGGUAGCGAAGUUCCGCAAACGUGAAAUCGAUAUCCAAUGAAAUAGAAGGAAGUUUCUAUUGUGCACUGUUUGAAAGGGAAUGGAUUGUUUAGAAAGAAGAGACGUUUUAAUUGAAGAAGUGCGAAAGCGGCCUUAUUUAUAUACGCCCGGUUUAAAAGGAUAUAAGGAUGUUAAGUUGAAAGAGAACGCGUGGAAAGAAAUUAGCGAGAUAACAAAAAUUCCCGAUAGCGAAAAAGUGUUUAAGAAUUUAAGAGAUGUGUAUUGUAAAAAGGUGAAAGCGUUGGAAAAAAGUAUUGCCGAAGGAGGAACCACGUACGAAAAAUGGCCUUUUAUGAAGUCGUUAGAAUUUUUAAGAGAUCAUCUCAGACGACGAAGGUGA